This is a messenger RNA of Onychomys torridus (southern grasshopper mouse), 531 nucleotides long. RefSeq names its product interleukin 17A (gene Il17a). Bases 58 to 531 code for a protein of 157 amino acids. Gene Ontology annotation, biological process: inflammatory response. Gene Ontology annotation, cellular component: extracellular region. Lineage: Eukaryota; Metazoa; Chordata; Mammalia; Rodentia; Cricetidae. The record is from RefSeq and is a predicted model, not a curated record. The transcript is spliced from 3 exons. Gene Ontology annotation, molecular function: cytokine activity.
AUCCACCUCACACCAAGCACAAGCGCAUCCAGCGCCAGCUGAUCAGAACCAGCAACCAUGAGUCCCGGGAGAACUCCAUCUGUGUCUCUGCUGCUGUUGCUGCUAAGCCUGGAGGCUGGAGUGAAGGCAGGGAUACCUAGCCCACAAAGUUCAGGAUGUCCAAACACUGAGGGCAAGAACUUCCUCCAGAAUGUGAAGGUCAACCUGAAAGUCCUUGACUCUCUUAGCCCUAAAGUGAAUUCCAGAAGGCCCUCAGACUACCUCAACCGAUCCACUUCGCCCUGGACUCUCCACCGCAACGAGGACCCUAAUCGAUACCCUCCCGUGAUCUGGGAGGCACAGUGCCGCCACCAGCGCUGUGUCAAUGCUGAGGGAAAGCUGGACCACCACAUGAACUCUGUUCUCAUCCAGCAAGAGAUCCUGGUCCUGCGGAGGGAGCCUGAGAACUGCCCCCUCACCUUCCGGGUGGAGAAGAUGCUGGUGGGUGUGGGCUGCACCUGCGUUUCCUCCAUUGUCCGCCACGUGGCCUGA